AUGUUCAAGAGGUUCGCUGCUGGUAUCCAACCAAUUGUUAGAUAUCAAUCUACAGUUCGCUUAGAAAAUGAUACUGUUGUAUCAGCUGUAUCUAAACCUAUAUUAAAGGCUUCUAAUAAGAUUUUGCCUGUGAAUGUUGAGGCUGUCUACCAUGCUCCUUUAAGGAAUCCUAUAAAAUAUGGUAAUUUAGUUGCUGAUCUACAAUUAAGAUCCUAUGAUAAUGAAAAUUUGGAUUUCUUUGCAAACUUCAUUUUAAGAGCAGGUUAUUAUCUAGGUAUGCGUUUGACCGGUCCAAAGCCAUUGCCAACUAGAAGAGAACGUUGGACUGUUAUAAAAUCACCUUUUGCCCAAGCAAAAUCGAAGGAAAAUUUCGAAAGACACACGCAUAAAAGAUUAGUUAGAGUUUGGGAUACUAAUCCAGAAGUACUAGAUUUAUGGCUAGCGUAUAUUAACAAACAUUCCAUAGUGGGUGUAGGUAUGAAAUGUAACGUAUUCCAUAGAGCUCCGAUUUGUAGAGAUUUUGAAAAAGGAGAUACUUCAAAGAAGUUAAAUGAAUUAGAAAAAAUGAGAAAAACUGAAUUUGAUAAUGUUGAUGAAUUGGUAGGAGAUAAAGUGGUAGAAUUAUUAAACAGUUCAGAUUUCAAAAGACAUCUAUGA
Messenger RNA from Vanderwaltozyma polyspora DSM 70294, 657 nucleotides. It is a transcript of the gene RSM10, whose product is annotated as mitochondrial 37S ribosomal protein uS10m. The transcript has a single exon. The record is from RefSeq and is a predicted model, not a curated record. Gene Ontology annotation, molecular function: structural constituent of ribosome. Gene Ontology annotation, cellular component: small ribosomal subunit; mitochondrion; ribosome. Lineage: Eukaryota; Fungi; Ascomycota; Saccharomycetes; Saccharomycetales; Saccharomycetaceae. Gene Ontology annotation, biological process: translation. The coding region runs from base 1 to 657 and encodes 218 amino acids.